This is a messenger RNA of Durotheca rogersii, 2866 nucleotides long. RefSeq lists its product as uncharacterized. The record is from RefSeq and is a predicted model, not a curated record. The transcript has a single exon. Gene Ontology annotation, molecular function: nucleic acid binding; exonuclease activity. Gene Ontology annotation, cellular component: nucleus. NCBI's taxonomy places the organism in Eukaryota, Fungi, Ascomycota, Sordariomycetes, Xylariales, Xylariaceae. Bases 578 to 2701 code for a protein of 707 amino acids.
UCAACAUCUCGACAAUCGCAUCGACGGAAGGGAACCCCGUACCGCGCCUACCUACCCAGGAUUGCUGGCUUCGUCGUGCUUACCUAAGUCCGGCUGCCGUCCCCUGCUACACACUACGUACGCUGAGCCAUCCCGGGCAUCCCUCUCGUCCUACAACAUCUACGCAUACAAUCUCCUGCCUGAUAGAUAGACGUGAGAAACGCCCGGACAGGCUCGUUUCUUGAGGACAGACGGUGAGCCUGACACUACCGAUGCAGCAUUUUCGCGUGGCUACUGUUACCUAGCUUGCUACGAGCUCGCCUGCCUAGCCUGCUUCCCUCUCCUCGCAUGGGCCCUCCAACCUAUCUGCGCUUCGUCUGCGUCGAGUUAUCGUAGCAGCAAGAUACCUACCUAUUCCAACGCGCCCGCUGCGAGCAACCGCCAGUAUUCGCUAUUCCCUUCAUCGCAACGUGGCAAAUUCCUCUCCAAUCGGCUCUGAAACAUGCUGUAUUCCUGUUUCUAGCCUAGCAGACGCGUGUCUGUCCUUUUCUCCUCCUUCUCGUAGUCCGUCAGUACUGUACCUAUCCUCCAUCAUAUCAUGGCUGGGUCGCUAGCAGCACUUAAGAAUCUGCCGUGCCCGGCUGGGAAGAAAUGUACCGCUUUCCAAUGCCUCUUCAAGCACGACAGCGACGCGGACGCGACGGCCGCUGCUAGCCAGAGCACCGCACAGGGGCGGACACACAAAUCUCCCACGUCGUCUCCCGACAAGCUGCCUUCGGAUCAGGAUCAGGAUCAGCCUAGGAAACGGAUCAAGUUCAACUCGCCACAGGAGCCCCCGCCGUCUCAUCCACCGCCUAUCACAGCAGCGAGAUCCAGGCCCGUCUCGCGGCAACAGAAAGCACAAAGCGAGAUGUCCCUAAAUGCUACGCAUGCCUCUGAGAUGAGGCCAGGUGCCGACAAGAAAUCGACCCUCCCGGCUACUGUCGAUAAGCAGCCUCGACCCUCAGUUAGGCAGGCUGGCAGAGGAAUUGCGUUGUCAUCUUCUGCGAAGCAGAAGCCUGGAGGCUCUCCGGCCUCGGCCUCGGCGAGCAAUACUGCUGCCAAACCGACCGUAAAACCAGUCCCCAAGCAGCCAGAGUCGCUCAAUCCUCGGCUCUUGAAGUCCGCGCCCGCACAACAUGAGACACGCCUGAGGCUUGUCAAGGCUCUUCAUGAGCAAUAUGUCCGCCUAAACACCGAGCUAGCGAAAGAAGCCCGCGACAAAGAAACCAAGAAACUCGUGCUCUCAGCCCAGGAGCUUGUAGUAAAGGCUCUCGACGACGAGGAAGACGCCGCCAUUAAGCGGUACACGAUCUAUGCUAAUGCAAUCAGAAACAAGAUUUCUUUAUACAAGCGCAUGACUGUUGCGCAAUGGAAGGAGGAGAGGAAAAAGUCUGUAGAAGAUAACCAGGUGGAGGGCGCGGAUAAGCCCGCUGCCCCCGAACCUAUCGUCACCGGCCUCACCGUUCCUCAGGAGGUGGAGUUCUUGCAGAGAUUGGUCUGGCCGCUGGAUGGGCUAGAACGAUACGGCUAUGUGACCUCCGUGCCAUCUGAUGACGAUAUUCAGAAAGCCCGCGAAGGCGUAGAAACCUCGGGAAAUAUCGAGGUGUGCGACAGAUGCACGAGACGGUUCCAAGUCUUCCCGGGUCGGAGAGAGGAGGACGGCGCACUGGCCUCCAACGGGACAUGCACCUACCACCCGGGCAAGACCUACGCGAUGGAGAGAAAUCCAGGCACAUUUUCGAAGCCGACACGCAAAUACCGCUGCUGCCACAAGAACAUUGACGACGAAUCAGGCGGUUGCACUACAGCACCCACCCACGUCUUUAAGACCACUGAUCCGAGCCGGCUCGCCGUCACGCUGAACUUUGCCGAGACGCCACCUAACCCGGACGUGCCCGCUGACAGGGCCGUGGCCUUCGACUGCGAGAUGGGGUACACCGUCUACGGGCUCGAGCUUAUUCGCUUGACUGCCGUUUCGUGGCCGAAUGGCGAGGAGCUCCUCGACGUCCUCGUCCAGCCCUAUGGGGAGUGUAUGGACCUCAACACGCGGUACUCGGGGGUGCGACCCGAGGACAUGGCGACAGCCGAGCGCUUGAAGCCGGGGGACGAUCACCGCCCAACCGUCGUCCCUCUCUCUCCCUCUUCUUCCUCCGCCCCGGGCCCCACGACCCCGCCGAAGCGCAAGCUCAAGCUCGCGCCGUCGCCCAAGGCGGCGCGCGACCUGCUGUUCUCGCUCAUCGGGCCGAAGACGCCGCUGCUCGGCCACGGGCUCGAGAACGACCUGAACGCGGUCCGCGUCGUGCACCCGACGUGCGUCGACACGGCGCUACUAUACCCGCACAAGCGCGGCCUGCCGAUCCGCAACGGGCUCCGCAUGCUGAUGGAGACGCUGCUCGGCCGCAAGAUACAGGUCGAGGAGGAGGCAGAGGACGGCGGCGGAAACGGAAACGGAAACGAGGCGGGGAAAGGCGGCGGCGGCGGAGGAGGAGGGGGGGGGGAGAAGGGUCACGAUAGCGCGGAGGACGCACGAGCCGCCGGAGAGCUCGUCCGCCUCAUGGUCAGGGAUCGCUGGAAGCAGAUGCAGAUGCAGGGCUGGUCCAUCAAGGACGGCGACAUCGUGGCCCCCGACGAGGCCUGGACCGUCGUUGGCGGCGCGAAGGCUAAGAAGCUCGGCGUCUAGACUGGGUCGCGCGCGGGCCCGGCGAGCACUACGAGGAGAGACGGGGGCUGUGGGUGGGCAUAUCAAGCGAGGUGAGGUGUACGAUUAUUCCCUCCGACGACGACUAUUCGUCGAAGCAGUGGCAGAUUUACCUGAGCGUUAAUAAGAUCGAUCGUUUACACGCAG